Molecule: messenger RNA, 1188 nt
Organism: Arabidopsis lyrata subsp. lyrata
Lineage: Eukaryota; Viridiplantae; Streptophyta; Magnoliopsida; Brassicales; Brassicaceae
Product: tetraspanin-8
Exons: 2
Coding region: 212-1033 (273 amino acids)
Biological process (GO): auxin-activated signaling pathway
Cellular component (GO): plasma membrane; plasmodesma
Source: RefSeq, a predicted model, not a curated record
CCUAAAGACAGAGAGGACCAAACCAAACGAAACUUCUCUGUAAUAUCCUCUCCAAAUUUCCGAACUUUCACGCGUUUCAAUCUUCUCUAUAUUAACUUAUUUCCACAAACCCAUCAAAACCCACUCAUUGUGUUCCUCAAAUUCUCUAUCUUUCUCUGAUUUCAUCUUAAGGGUUCCUCAAAGUUUCAAUCUUUCUCUCUGAAUCUAAACCAUGGCUCGUUGUAGCAACAAUCUCGUAGGGAUACUAAAUUUCCUUGUCUUUCUUCUCUCAAUCCCAAUCUUAGCUGGUGGAAUCUGGCUAAGCCAAAAAGGGUCAACAGAGUGUGAAAGAUUCCUAGACAAACCAGUGAUUGCUCUUGGUGUUUUCCUUAUGGUUGUAGCAAUAGCUGGUUUAAUAGGUUCUUGUUGUAGAGUCACAUGGCUUCUUUGGGUUUAUCUCUUUGUCAUGUUCCUUUUGAUUCUUCUUGUGUUCUGUAUAACUGUUUUUGCCUUUGUUGUUACUAACAAAGGAGCUGGUGAAGCUAUUGAAGGAAAAGGUUAUAAAGAGUAUAAACUUGGUGAUUACUCUGAUUGGUUACAGAAACGUGUUGAGAAUGGAAAAAAUUGGAAUAAGAUUAGAAGUUGUCUUGUUGAGAGCAAAGUUUGUUCUAAGCUUGAAGCUAAGUUUGUUAAUGUUCCGGUGACUAGUUUCUACAAUGAACAUCUUACUGCUCUUCAGUCUGGUUGCUGCAAACCUUCAGAUGAAUGUGGUUUCGAGUACGUAAACCCCACAACUUGGAACAAGAACACAACGGGAACACACAAUAAUCCCGACUGCCAAACAUGGGACAACGCGAAAGAAAAGCUCUGCUUCGACUGUCAAUCUUGCAAAGCGGGUCUACUCGACAACGUCAAAAGCGCUUGGAAGAAAGUUGCAAUCGUUAACAUCAUCUUCCUUGUCUUCCUCAUCAUUGUCUACUCUGUUGGUUGCUGUGCUUUCAGGAACAACAAGAGGGAUGAUAGUUAUACCCGUACAUACGGAUAUAAGCCUUGAACAUAGUUUAACCGGUUUUAGGACAGAUAUUCGUUGAUCGGUUUAUACAUUAUGGAGUUUGCUUUUAUGUUUGAUUUUUAUCUUGGUGUUUUGAUGAGACCUAUUGCUUGUACAGCUAAACCUUGAUAUGGAUUUAUUAUAUGCUUUUAUUAGUU